Medicago truncatula (barrel medic) is the source of this 1055-nucleotide messenger RNA. RefSeq names its product protein SHI RELATED SEQUENCE 3. The transcript is spliced from 2 exons. Gene Ontology annotation, cellular component: nucleus. Gene Ontology annotation, molecular function: DNA-binding transcription factor activity; DNA binding. Lineage: Eukaryota; Viridiplantae; Streptophyta; Magnoliopsida; Fabales; Fabaceae. The record is from RefSeq and is a predicted model, not a curated record. The coding region runs from base 244 to 861 and encodes 205 amino acids. Gene Ontology annotation, biological process: positive regulation of DNA-templated transcription.
GCUUUCAAACUGUUGAGUGUUAUACUUCAACCUAGAAUUUAUUCUCCCUUGCAGCUUUGCCAUGCUGUAAAUUUAUAAUUUUUUCAAAUUCUCAUGUACUGAAGUGCUUACAUUACAUAUUUGUAAUAGAAAAUUAUUGCUUUCUUUUAUGCCCAUCACAUAGAGUAUAUAGUAUGGUACCACUCUACAACCAAAAGGUUGUAAACUAAUAAAAAGAUGAUCUUUAGUUAAAAAGCUAAAGGGAUGGAAAAGAUGCAUUCAACACAAUUAGGGGAAGAAGAAGUGUUAAAGGGUCCAAAAUGUCAAGACUGUGGGAACCAAGCAAAGAAGGAUUGUGCAUACUCAAGGUGCAGAAGUUGCUGCAAAAACAAAGGUUUUAACUGCCAUACACAUAUCAGAAGCACUUGGAUUCCUGCCGAUAGAAGGCGUCACAGAAUGGAUCAUCCUUCUGAUCAGCACCACCUUCAUGAACAUAAAAGGCACAAGCAGAUCAACACUAUUUCAAGUUCUGAUGAGUUCAAAUUUCCGGCUGUUACGAGUUCCAUGACCACAUUGACAUGUGUUCAGGUGCGCUCUAUGGACGAAACGGUCAAUGAAACGGCCUAUCAAACAAGUGUAGAAAUUGGAGGACAUGUAUUUAGUGGCAUUCUUUAUGAUCAAGGCCCUGAUGAACAAAGCUUCAAUAAUAUACACCCUCUUGAUCAGCAACAAAAUCUCAAUCUUUUUAGUAGUAAUGUAAUCCACACCGGUGAUGAUGGUGCAAGUGCAAGUGCAACUAUAGCUGCUACUGCUUCUCAUCGUCGCCUUCUAUAUCCUCCACCGCAUCCAUUACCUUCUUUCAGGCCCGGUAUGCCAUAUUAAUUAGUUUCUUAAUCUCUAGCUAGAUCAUGAAAAUUAAUUGAGCUAGGACCUUCUUGGGAGUUUGUUGCUAAAUCAUCAGUAGCAUAAGAGAGACAGUGUUUUGAAUCAAUAAUAGACCGAGAGAGCUUAAUUAUUGGUUUGUUUGAAAUACCAAUAACUUGAUUAUAUAUUAUACAUUAAUUGCUGUCUAUUUU